AUGCCUCCCAAGCGUCGGUCUAAGCGCCCGGGUCUCCUUUCUAGUACUCGGCCGCCAACAGUCAAAUCCAAGCAUGCAACAUUAUCAGCCAAGGCUACCAGAACUCUUAUUCGCUCUCAUCACCAGCUUAUGAAGGCGCGAAGCCAGGCAGAGAAUGCAGGAGAUGAUGCUCUGGUGAGCAGUAUUAAUGCCCAAAUAGAAGCCAAUGGUGGCUUGGAGAGCUAUCAAAUUGCUAGCAAGAUAGGCCAGUCAGGAGAAAGAGGUGGCGAUUCUAGCAAAACUCUCGUAGACUGGAUCAAACCCGAGCUCAAUCAAUGGGAAACAACUCUUCCUAAACUGCGAGUACUUGAAGUUGGGGCUUUAAGUACGAAGAAUGUUUGCUCUAGAACACCUUCCUUAGAGGUGUCUCGCAUCGACCUAAACUCUCAAGAACCAGGUAUCCUGAAACAAGAUUUCAUGGAACGCCCAUUGCCUUCUACAGAGGAAGAAAGAUUUCAUAUCAUCAGUCUCUCAUUGGUGCUUAACUAUGUACCGGAUCCCGUGGGCCGCGGCGAUAUGCUCAAACGCUGUGUACAAUUCCUGACUUCCAACUGUCCCAUCUCCCUUCCUCCAACUCUCUUUCUUGUCCUUCCAGUGGCCUGCGUGGAUAAUUCACGCUAUCUUACAGAAGAAAGACUUCUCGCCAUCUUGGCCAGUUUGGGCUUCCAUCUCGUACAGAGCAGGCGGACUUCGAAGCUGAUCUAUCAAUUAUGGAACUAUACGGGUGCCUCUUCCCCCCAGACUUUCAAGAAGGAAAUGCUCCACCCUGGCCACAAGAGAAAUAACUUCGCCAUCAUCAUGGGCGACAGCUGA
This is a messenger RNA of Penicillium angulare, 852 nucleotides long. RefSeq names its product 25S rRNA (adenine2142-N1)-methyltransferase. The transcript has a single exon. Bases 1 to 852 code for a protein of 283 amino acids. The record is from RefSeq and is a predicted model, not a curated record. Lineage: Eukaryota; Fungi; Ascomycota; Eurotiomycetes; Eurotiales; Aspergillaceae. Gene Ontology annotation, molecular function: rRNA (adenine) methyltransferase activity. Gene Ontology annotation, cellular component: nucleolus.